Molecule: messenger RNA, 2820 nt
Organism: Crotalus tigris (Tiger rattlesnake)
Lineage: Eukaryota; Metazoa; Chordata; Lepidosauria; Squamata; Viperidae
Gene: CCDC157
Product: coiled-coil domain containing 157
Exons: 11
Coding region: 207-2669 (820 amino acids)
Source: RefSeq, a predicted model, not a curated record
CGCGAGAAAGACCUUAGCCAGCAUUCGAAAGGGCGGGCCUUGAGCUGCGCGUGCGCCGGGGAGGCUUACAGGAGUUGCCAUGGCAGCGGAGGCCUGCGCGACGCCUGGCGAGAGCCGGGGGCGGCUGCUAUUCGGCAGGAACAUCUGUCUGAAGAAGACUCCAGCGCUUUUCUUAUGGUUCAAAUGACAUCGGGGCGGGGGGCAACAUGGUGAGUUUGUUGGUUAACAGAAACUGCAUGGAAAGCUUGCGGAAGGACAUCACGGAUCUCCAAGGGACGGUCAUUAGCGUAUUUUCCCACGCUGGAGCCGUGCGCUUUCCUUCCUGGAAAUUUCCAGAUAAAGUGUCCUGCGACUUAGACUUGGUGGCUUUGAUGGGACAAUAUGACUUCGUCGAGAAUGACCCUGAAUUUACACAGCAUUCUCAUGUGGUUCUUCUGGAACUAGUGAUUGACAGGCUCCUGUUGCUGCUCCAGAGCUUCACGGGAUACACUGAGAGCCUCAUGAGCGAGGAAGCAGUGCCCCCAUCCCGGGCGGUAGGACCCUCCAUGUCUAUUGGGCUGACUGUAAGGAAGUACUGGAACAGCAUGCUGAAACUGGGUGCUCUUUAUCAACAGAUGGUGGCCGAGAAAAAAUAUACCAAAGAUGCUUCUAAUCUAAAAAGUUCCUUCCGGGCCAUGAAAGCUGAGAACGAGCAUUUGAAAAGUGUGUCUCCUGAGUCGGAUGUGACUUUGCCCGGCUUUCAGUCUUCCCUUUUAACCUCUUCCGCUGGCAGCAGGCUGCUGGACAAUGCCCUCAGUGCCCGCUCGGAUCCUUCCGUUAAUCUGCCUGGGCGGAGUGUCCACUCCCAGACAAUUGAGAGCUGUCUGGUGCCCUGCGAUGCGUGCGAAAGCACCCAGGUCAGCCUGCAGGAAGUGGGAAAAGCCAUUAUCGACAUCUGCAGCACUCUGAACAUCUCCUCUUCUCUGGGCAAGUUCCUCAAGAUGGUGGAGGAAAGACUGGGGGGCAAGCUCCUCACUGCCAUGGACGUCAGCUACUGGGCUACCGAGCAGAGCAAGGACCUUUCUCGGAUCAGCAAGCAUAUCCAGAUGCUGAUGGGACUCAUCAACCCUUUGAAGGGAGAAUUGGAAGAGUUCGAGAAGCAGAAAAAUGAGCUGAAGCAGCAGCUGGAGAACCUGGACGGUUGUCUGCAAAAGGAAAAAGAGGCCAAGAAGCAACAGAGGGUGGAGACUGAGCAGCUUUUACAAAAAAAGGAGAGGGAAAGCCAGCAGCUGAUGGCCAAGCUGCAGAAGGCGAAGGAGGACCUUGGAAACCGAGCUGUUUCUUUGGAGAUGAAUCUCUCCACCUUGAAAGAAAAGCUUCAGGCACAGGAAAGCACCAUCCAGGAACUGGAACAGGCCAGAAAGGAUCUGCAGCAGGAGAUGGAGUCCAAGAUGGUGGACAAGGAUGAGGUAGACAAACGGGAGGAGCAACUGAAGGCCCUCAGCAGCCAGCUGGAGAGAGUGGAGCAGCAGCUGAACUGGACCACCCUGGAACUCAAUAAAGAGAGAGCCAGAGGGGAUAGCAUGCUCCAGCACCAGGAGUCCCUCCAGGCCAAACAACAGACUCUAAUGCAGCAGCUGGACAGUCUGGACCAAGAAUGCGAGCAGCUGAAGACCAGCAUGGCGGACGGGGAAGAUGACCGGCAGAUGAUGAGGGAGCGGCUGAAGGAGGUCCAGGAGGAAAAGUGGGAGAUCCAAGGCCGGCUGGAGGCCCAGAAGGACUUCUGCUGUAGAAUUCAGAAAGCUUGCAAGAUCACCUGCACCGCUCUCUCCACCCAGAAGCUUACCGAGAAGCUGAAGCAGGAGAAGCAGAGCUUGGAGCAGUCGUCCUCCGAACUGCAGAGGACCAUCUCUGAGCUGGGAGAGCUGAUCCACGAGAUGAAGGAGAAGGAAAAACUUCUGGUCUUCUUCCCAGACCUUCACCUCCCCGUCGAGACCCAGUUUGAAACCUCCGGGAACGUCAUGGAAGACAUGGGGAAACAGCUGCAGGCCAACAACAUCCGCAUCAGCAUUCUGGAGGAAGAGAACGCGCGCCUCCGAAAUGCGAUAGGCAAAAUGAAAGAGCCGGCCCAGCAGGAGAUGCAGAAGGAUACUGACCGCCUAACCGGGAAUUCCUCUCUCCGUAGUUUGUGCUUCCAACCCAGCUGUGGAUUCGGUCUGCCGAAAAACCCGGUCCUCAGGACAGCGCGAUGCCACCUCCUGUGGGGUACCCCGCAGGGACUGGCUUCCAGGGACAGGUCUCCAGGCCUCCGACUAAUAGCGGCAGCACGGGAAAUGCCUCGCGAAAUAGGCCUCCGAACAAUUCUCUCGUCUGUGCUCCUGCCCCCCAAUGGACUUCUGGCCCCCAGCCGCCCAAGACCCCCUUGGGCCCUGCUCCGUUCAAUCUUUUCUACAAGGAGGCAGUCAGCAGCCCUUACGGCCCAGCCAAAGGGAGAGGCCGUUGUCCGCCCCCGCCAGGCUAUUGUACCCGCAACCAUCAGAAAUAAAGAGAAGCGCGCUCAGAAGGACUCUGGGAGUGUCAUUGGGGGUCUUGGGAGGUGCCGGGCAAGGGGCUGUGUAGGAGGGGGGAAACCAACGCUGGGUGAUCCCAGGGCAGAAGCAGCCUUAGAAACCUGCCCUCCUGGUCCUUAGUUAUAAACUUUGUGAUGGGAACUUCUCUGGCUGGCCUUGGCUCUUUACUAGAUUGUAGGGCAAGUCGGGGACAGCGGAGGUCUGGAUCGGGGCCUUGGCAGUCCGGCACGAGCCUCUCCUGGCUUUCUGUGCAGCUCCAAGCUUUCAAGUG